GCGUCUCUAACUGCUCUCUGGCGGCAGCUUCAGCUCAGUUAGCAGCCCGAGCUAAUCCGGCUAUCAGCUAACGGCUAACGGCUAGCUAGUGGCGCUAUGAUGGCGGAGCUGGUGCAGGGACAGGCCUCGAUGAACCAGCCGGGGCUGAAGUCAGACGGCCUAGCCGAUGUUUUACAGAGGGCCCGGCAGAUGGUGGGAAAGAUGGGCGGAGAAGCCAUGUCCCACCUCAACAGCUCCUCAGGAAGUGUCGAGCCCUCGCUGUACUAUCCCGGCCAGAAACGACCAGGAGAGGACGGAGUAGGUAACCAGCUAGCAGCCAUGGGGCAUCAAAGCAGGGUAAUCACAGAGGAUUACAAGGUCCCCGACAGGAUGGUUGGCUUCAUUAUUGGUAGAGGAGGUGAACAGAUCACCAGGAUCCAGUUGGAGUCCGGCUGCAAGAUCCAGAUUGCUUCUGACAGCGGAGGCCUGAUGGAGCGGCCAUGUUCCCUGACUGGAACUCCAGAGAGCAUUGAGCAGGCGAAGCGGCUGCUGAUCCAGAUUGUGGAUCGCUGUAGAAACGGUCCGGGUUUCCACGGUGACGGGGAGGGCGGUGCCUCGGUGCAGGAGAUGCUGAUCCCGGCUAGCAAGGUGGGGCUGGUGAUUGGCCGAGGAGGAGACACCAUCAAACAGCUGCAGGAGCGAGCAGGGGUGAAAAUGAUGAUGAUCCAGGACGGUCCGAUGCCGACAGGAGCCGACAAACCUCUCCGCAUAUCUGGAGACCCGUACAAAGUGCAGGCAGCGAGGGAGUUGGUGUUGGAGGUGAUCAGGGAGAAGGACGGAGGAGACUUCAGGUCAGGACGCAAUGACUUCAGCGCCCGUCUGGGAGGAACCAACCUGGAUUCUGUCCCUCUGCAGGUUCCAGUUCCCAGGUUUGCUGUUGGCAUUGUGAUUGGCAGGAACGGAGAAAUGAUCAAGAAGAUCCAGAACGAUGCAGGGGUUCGCAUCCAGUUUAAAGCAGAUGAUGGCAUCAGUCCGGAGCGUGUUGCCAUGGUGAUGGGUCAGCCAGACCGCUGUCAGCAUGCUGUCCACCUCAUCAAUGAGCUCAUCCAGACUGCACAGGUAACACACACACAGGAGCGUGAUGGUUUCGGCUCCGCCCUGCGGGGUGGGAGGGUCAGAGGUCGUGGCGAUUGGACUAUGGGCUCUCCUGGUCCGCUACAGGAAGUGACCUACACCAUCCCUGCUGACAAGUGUGGCCUGGUCAUCGGCAAAGGUGGAGAAACCAUUAAGAGUAUUAACCAGCAGUCUGGAGCCCAUGUGGAGCUGCAGAGGAACCCGCCCCCCUCCACCGACCCCAACACCCGGGUCUUCACCAUCAGAGGCACCGCCCAGCAGAUGGACCUGGCCCGCCAGCUCAUAGACGACAAGAUCGGGGGUUCAGGUAUUAUGAGUAAUGGAGGUUUUGGCUUCAGUCCCUUCACCCAGGGCCCUGCUACACACCAGAACUGUGGCAGUGGUCAGACCUUCCUGACUGGCGUUUGGGGAAACACCUACCAGACCAGCUGGCAGAACCCUGGACAACAAGACCCUGGUCACAGUAUGGCUCAGACAGGACAGAUGGACUACUCUAAAGCAUGGGAGCAGUACUAUAAGAAGCUAGGUCAGCAGAACCAGCCUCAGAGCUUGAUGACAGACUACAGUAAGGCCUGGGAGGACUACUACAAGAAACAAAGUCAGUCGUCUCAGCAGAGUUCAGUGCCAGACUACACUGCAGCGUUAGCAGAAUACUACAGACAGCAGCCCUACAUGUGGAACCCCGCCCAGAUACAGGAUCACUAGAGGAUCCUCCCUCACCGGUGAAGGCCUCGGAUGGUCGUCGACGGCAACCGAAUCGGGGUUUCCUAGCAACGCUCUGCCGCUUCCUCCUUCCUUUUGUAGAGAAAAACUAAGGAUUAACUGAAAAAUCACGAACUCUUUUCUUUCUGUUUUUUAACCUUACAAAGUUGAUAUUUUGUCGGGCAGAUUUUUUCGGACUAGCCUCUGGUCUCUCCACCGUGUAGACCUGGUUUUUCUUUUUGUUUUGUUUUUUAUCAAACUUGAACUUAAAGAUGUAUCAGUGUGGCUUUGAACAAAUCCAGUAUAAUCUAUAUUUUGUCUAGUUUUAUUUUCCAAUAAGAAAACGGUAUAAGGCUUAGCAGUCUUGAGUAAGAAAAUCAGAUAUUAUUAUUAUUAUUAUUAUUAUUAUUUUGUUUAUGAUAAUGUUUUAAAGCAUGCGACAGAUUGUGUGUGUUGACUCUCAGUUAUUUUUUUUUAUUUUGGCAUAGAAAUAUUUUAAUAGCGUCAGAUGGAAAUUUAAUGUUUUACCGUCAGAGACAAAACUGUUUUUUGUACUAAAUUUGUGCUCGCUGGGUCUGUUUGUUCUCGAUCUAAUUUUACCUGUUUAGUCGCCAUCUUGGAGGUGCAAUGACGCGUUUAUUGUUUUCUUUUGGUUUGAUGAUAGUUCUUAUUCCUGUAUCUCUAUAGUGAUUCUUUAGUUUUUAUGAUGUAAUGAUGAAUAAAUGACAAAUUAUAUUGCGUUGUCUAAAGCCAGAUCUCUCUGUGGUCAAACACUUUGUGUCCUCCACAGGAUUUAACCAACAGCCGACACCAUGUUUCUCCGCCUCAACUUUCAUUACAAAAUGAGGGACAAUAUACUAUUUUCUUACAGUGAAACUUUGUUAUUGUUGUUGUAACUUAGUACUGCGUUUCUACUUUGCUGAUUUGUUUGUAGAAGAAGUUUCAGGAGCUGAACAAUGAAGUUAUCGAUUCUAUUAGCCGUGUAUUAGGUAUACAAGCGUGUUAGCUAAAUGCACAAGUUAGCUAAACGUGUGUUAGCUGAACGAUGUUAGCAAAAAGAUGUGUGUUACCUCAACUGUGUGUUAGCUGAAUGAAUGUGGUGGUUGAACUGUUUCUGUUAGCUGUGUUUUAUUAGCUAAAUGGUGCGCGUUAGCUGAAUGUACAACUUAACUGAAAGAUGUCUCUUAGUGAAAAGAUCUGGUGCCUGAACAAUAUGUAUUUGUGUUAGCUGUAUGUGUUAGCUAAGUGGUGUUAGCAUUGAAAGUUAGCUUAACAGUGGGUACUUUUUUAAUGAACAUGCGCGUUACUAAUUUUUGUAAGUUGAAUCAAUGUGGUGGCUGAACUGUUUCUGUUUGGUGUGUGUGUUAGCAGAAUGCGUGAGUCUGCUGGAUGUGUAGCUAUUAGCUAAACAUGUGCGCUAACUUAACUUAUAUUAUGCUGCACUCACGACAUAUCGCAUAGACAUUAAAUAGCCAGAUGAGAAAAAACGUCCAUGUCAGCCUCGUCAUAAUUGCAAGUUGGAGAUAUUGGGAAUUUCUCGCAGCUAAGAUAUUUUGAAGAAAAAUGAACAGAACUGUCAGCAAACCAGUGAAAAAUGGCUCCAAAGAACCUCCAAUGACAUCGGAAUAAACCAAAUAUAAACACUAAUAUAAUCCAUUUAGCUAAUUUAAAAAGCUAUGCGCUGUUUGCAUCUAAUUUUACUUGCUAACGAACUGCCAUAAUGUAAAAUGAUUUAAAAAUAGCUAAUUUAGGCUCAAUAUCCAUUUAUGUUAUAACUACAUGGCUAGCACAACGGGGUAACAUCUUUGAAUAAUGUGUCAGCAUUCCCAAAUUCUCCCUGAUUCUCCCGACAUGGCGUUAAUGUAGCAUUAGCUGAAUGUUCGUUAGCUGAACCGUGUGAACAUGUGUAUAUUAGCUAAUCUUGUGAGUUAGCUGGCUGGUGCGUGUUAGCUGUGUGUGUAUGUUAAAGCUGGAUUAGGCUUCUCGAACAUGCACGGCUGUCGUUUCAGAGAAGUUUGGCUAUUUAAUAAAUCUACGAACGUGAAAGUACUUUUUGCUUUUCCUUUUUCGAACCCACGUCCCAGCAGGAUUUUAGAUCUACCAGUUAGCUUGUUUAACGCACGUUUUUAGAUUUGGAAGACGCGCGAGUCAGCCUACAGUUACCCGUAACACCCUCUUUUGCAUAAAUUCACGGAGACAUUUGUGUAUCUUCGUAGAGGUGUAAUUCCAGCCUUAGCUGUACGUUUGUUAGCAUUGUAUAUUUCUGUGCGUUUGUUAGCUGAGCGUCGUGCGUUUGUUAGCUGAGCGUCGUGUGUGUCGGACCACAGAGAGGUUUGUCUUGCGUUGAGGGAGAUCUGGCUGUUGUUGAGUUGAAUAUUGAAUCAGUGGUUCUGCUUCUUGUAUGUGUGACGAUGAUAAUAAUAAUAAUGACGACGAUAAUAAUGAGUUCUCCUGAACGGGAGUCUAUUUAAAUCUGUUCAUCCACUUAUGAAUAUUCAGUUUGUUGAUAAGAUAAUAUGGUUUGUGUAAAUUUCCACUCUCUGGCGGGUGCUCUCCAGUUAAAAAUGUACUUUGUUAUCCUGUUAAAAAUGAGAUUGUUUAAUUCAUGUUGUCUAACCGAUUUGCAAAGAGAAGCUGAGUAUGUGUUAUAUUCUCAAGACUGCUAGGCUAACUGUCUCUCUCUUCUCCUUGUCUUUCUGUCUGUCUAUGUCUGGACGCCGCUACGAUAACAAGUUGGUGGGAUUUGUCGUUUUUCAGCACGUCUGUAAUCGGACCAUGUGAUUACAGCUGAGCGUUAUCGUCACAGGCGUGUUGAACGGUCUGCAGCUUGUUAGCGUGGCGGCUCCGAGGCGAGGAGAGCUGUAGUGAGGGGGGUGUACUCCCCGAAAAAUUAUUAAAAAAACACUGGAGUGGACAGUGGCCUGGUGUCCAGUUCCAGGCACGGUGUGGACCGUUAGGUCCUGCACUGGGUCUAAACCAGUAACCAGCUGGUCAGCAAGGUCACACCAAGCCUCCCAACGGCCCAGAACCAGGACUGGACACGACAUCACCCGUCCACUCCGGUUUAGAUCUUCCUAGUCCUGACCCCUCGUCCUGAAGGGGUGACGGGGAGCUUUUUGGUUUCAUGGUUUCUGUUGUUUUUCUAAUGGACAGACGUCCUAACUGUAACCUGCAGAUUUUUCUAUUAGAUUCUAUUGACAGAUAGAGUUGUGUAUGAACCCGAGCCACGAGACUGUCGGUGGCCGAGGAAGAGGAAGAUGGAUGAUGAUGAUGAUUAACAUGAGGGCUAAUAAAAAAGCUCAUUCUUUCUGA
This is a messenger RNA of Siniperca chuatsi (mandarin fish), 5127 nucleotides long. Its product is annotated as far upstream element-binding protein 3-like. Gene Ontology annotation, cellular component: nucleus; cytoplasm. Gene Ontology annotation, molecular function: mRNA binding. NCBI's taxonomy places the organism in Eukaryota, Metazoa, Chordata, Actinopteri, Centrarchiformes, Sinipercidae. Gene Ontology annotation, biological process: regulation of DNA-templated transcription. The coding region runs from base 97 to 1818 and encodes 573 amino acids. The record is from RefSeq and is a predicted model, not a curated record. The transcript is spliced from 19 exons.